AUGGCGAGUGAAGCAGGUCCUGGCGAGGCGUCGGCACCUCCAGAAUGCUCAGAAAACCUCCGUGAGCCGGCAGGCGGCCUUCUGGUAGGAGAGCCGCUGGAGCCUCCGGGGGUGCAGUUCCCAGAGAGCUGUAGCGUAGGGGCAGUGGAACAGGUCACUGCUAUUGAGGAGCCGAGGGAAGAGCCGACCCAGGAGGUUGUGGUCAUCUGGGUGGUGGGGCUACAGGAAAUUGAGGUGCUGGAAGUGAGAGAGGCGCCAGACAUAGGGGAGGAGAUGGUGGUGGUGGAGGGGGAUGUAAUGGAGGUGGUGGAGGUAGUGGAAGAAGAGGAGGUGCAGGAGCAGGUGCAGGCGCAGGGGCAAAUGCAGGAGAGCCCGGAGGAGUGGCAGGAGCGUGGGCAGGCCCAGCCAGGGUUCGAUAACAUGCGGUCCCGGACAUCGCUGGAGGCGCUGCAGAUCCUUCAGUUAGAGCUGAGCACGAGGCUUAAGCCCCUCCUGGAUCGCAGAAGCGGCAUCAUCAGGGGCAUUCCUGGCUUCUGGGUGAAAACCAUUCUCAACCAUCCUCAGAUGUCAGCUAUGAUCAGUGACCAAGAUGUGGACAUACUCAACUACCUGAUCAAUUUGGAGGUAGAAGAACUUAGCCAUCCCAUGAAUAGCUGCAAGAUCACAUUUUUCUUAUGGAGAAACCCCUACUUCCAGAAUGAAGUGAUCACUAAGGUCUUUGAUGUUACCAUCACUGGGUAUUGGGAAUCUCAUUCCACUCCAGUCCAGUGGUUCCGUGAUCGUGAACAGGAGGCCUACAAUGCAGUCGCCACUACACUGGCCUUAUUCUCUGACCACAACUUGGCAAUGUCUAAUAGGAUUGCUGAGGUCAUCUGCGAGGACCUGUGGCUGAAUCCCCUGCAAUAUUACCCGAGGACAGAAGAUACCGGGCGAGGGAACAGAGAGGCAGACAGGUGA
Choloepus didactylus (southern two-toed sloth) is the source of this 957-nucleotide messenger RNA. RefSeq names its product testis-specific Y-encoded protein 3-like. Gene Ontology annotation, molecular function: histone binding; chromatin binding. Gene Ontology annotation, cellular component: chromatin; nucleus. Gene Ontology annotation, biological process: nucleosome assembly. The coding region runs from base 1 to 957 and encodes 318 amino acids. The record is from RefSeq and is a predicted model, not a curated record. The transcript is spliced from 6 exons. NCBI's taxonomy places the organism in Eukaryota, Metazoa, Chordata, Mammalia, Pilosa, Megalonychidae.